Molecule: messenger RNA, 7875 nt
Organism: Meriones unguiculatus (Mongolian gerbil)
Lineage: Eukaryota; Metazoa; Chordata; Mammalia; Rodentia; Muridae
Gene: Chl1
Product: cell adhesion molecule L1 like
Exons: 29
Coding region: 635-4309 (1224 amino acids)
Biological process (GO): cell-cell adhesion; brain development; axon guidance
Cellular component (GO): plasma membrane; axon
Molecular function (GO): cell-cell adhesion mediator activity
Source: RefSeq, a predicted model, not a curated record
AACGACAAGCAAAGUUUUGUCUUUGUCCCCUGCUUUUUCAUAAAACCAAAGCCUAAGGACUGUAACUGCCUCUUGUCCCAAGGGAGAGUGUGUAAAGAAACCGCGUGGGUGAGGGGUGGCAGAGCAGAUCGGGGGACGGCGGCGGAGAAGAGACGCGAGCCAGUCUCCGGCGGGAGGGCGUGGAUACCAAUGCAAGCUCGAACAGGUCCAGCCUUCUGGAGACCUGUGCCAACAGCAGGAGGGGACAGACAGGAUCUCUGUGGACAGAUCGGGGUGUGGAGCAGCGGGGAGCGCCCAACUAGAAACUCGCCAGGAUUCGCCCAGAGGAGCUGGACCUCCUUGGUGCCUUUUGCCCCUGUGAGCCAGCUGAAGGAGAAGUUUCCCCAAGGGAAGACACCCCGACAGAUCGGUUGUCAGAGGCGGUUCAGGUGCUGUAAACUGCAAUGAUCCUGCUUUGAUACACCAGGCAGACCACUGUGGAAUUUCCUGGUUUCCAGCAGAAAGUGUGGCUCAGAUUAAAGGUGUGUCUUCCUGCCUUAGAAAACAUAUCAAAGGUUCCAAACAUUUGUGAACAGAAACUACUGGAGACUUUUUUUUUUUCAGUCUUUGUGUGCUGUCUCCUUUCGGAAGAGCUAUGGGCUUGCCAUUAUGUGGAAGAGGACUGAUCCUGAGUCUGAUUCUUGUUCUCUUAAGAUUGUCAACAGCUGAAAUACCACUCUCAGUUCAACAGGUUCCAACAAUCAUAAAGCAGUCAUAUGUGCAAGUUGCUUUUCCCUUUGAUGAGUAUUUUCAAAUUGAAUGUGAAGCUAAAGGAAACCCAGAACCAAAAUUUUCAUGGACUAAAGAUGACAAGCCUUUUGAUCUCUCUGACCCUCGGAUAAUCGUAUCUAACAAUUCAGGCACAUUCAAAAUCCCUAAUGAGGGACAUAUCUCUCACUUUCAAGGAAAAUACCGCUGUUUUGCAUCUAACAGACUUGGAACUGCGAUAUCAGAAGAAAUAGAGUUCAUAGUUCCAAGUGUUCCAAAAUUUCCAAAGGAAAAAAUUGAACCCAUGGAUGUAGAAGAAGGGGAUUCCAUUGUCCUGCCCUGCAACCCUCCCAAAGGCCUCCCACCUUUGCACAUCUACUGGAUGAAUAUUGAAUUAGAACACAUUAAACAAGAUGAAAGGGUGUACAUGAGUCAAAAGGGAGAUCUGUACUUUGCAAAUGUGGAAGAAAAAGACAGUCGCAAUGAUUACUGUUGCUUCGCUGCAUUUCCAAAAUUAAGGACGAUUGUACAAAAAAUGCCAAUGAAACUAACUGUGAACAGUUUAAAGCAUGCUAAUGAUUCAAGUUCAUCCACAGAAAUUAGUUCCAAGGCAAAUUCCAUCAAGCAAAGGAAACCCAAACUUCUGUUGCCUCCUGCUCAAAGUGGCAGUUCAACCGAAAUAACUGUCCUCAAGGGGGAAACCCUGAUACUGGAGUGCUUUGCAGAGGGCCUACCAACCCCACAGGUUGAGUGGAGAAAAUUGGGUAGUGAAUUACCAAAGUCAAGUGAAACAGAAGAAAAAUGUAAAAACGCAUUGAAGAUAGAGAACAUCUCCUACCACGACAAAGGAAAUUAUCGUUGUAUAGCCAACAACUCGUUAGGAAAAACCAGUCAUGAUUUUCAUGUGACAGUAGAAGAGCCUCCGAGCUGGAAAAAGAAGCCUCAGAGUGCCGUGUACAGCACGGGUAGCAAUGGCAUCUUGUUGUGUGAGGCAGAAGGAGAACCUCAACCCACGAUCAAAUGGAGAGUCAAUGGCUUGCCAAUUGAAAAUCAUCCAUUUCCUGGUGACGUUAUGUUCCCCAGGGAAAUCAGUUUUACAAACCUACAACCCAACCAUUCUGCUGUAUACCAGUGCGAAGCGUCAAAUAGUCACGGAACCAUCCUUGCCAACGCCAAUAUUGAUGUUGUAGAUGUUGUCCCACUGAUAAAAACCAAGAAUGAAGAAAAUUAUGCAACGGUGGUUGGAUACAGUGCUUUUUUACAUUGCGAGUACUUCGCUUCACCCAAGGCCACAGUGAGCUGGGAGGUGGCUGAUGAAGCCCAUCCCCUUGAAGGUAGUCGGUACCAUACCUACGAAAAUGGCACACUGGAGAUCUACAGAACUACCGAGGAAGACGCCGGAUCUUACUCCUGUUGGGUAGACAACGCAAUGGGGAAAGCCGUCAUCACAGCCAACUUGGAUAUCAGAAAUGCUACAAAGCUCAAAGUGUCUCCCAAGAAUCCUCGCAUUCCUAAAUCACAUGUCCUUGAGCUACACUGUGAAAGCCAAUGUGACUCACAUUUGAAGCACAGUUUGAAACUGUCCUGGAGUAAAAACGGAAAGGUUUUUGAAAUUAAUGGCACCGAAGAUGGCAGAAUAGUGAUUGAUGGAGCGAAUCUGACCAUAUCGAACAUCUCAGUGGAGGAUCAGGGCAUUUACUCCUGUUCUGCUCAAACUGCUCUUGAUAGCACUUCUGAGAAAACUCAAGUCACAGUCCUUGGUGUUCCAGAUCCUCCAGGAAACCUUCUCUUGUCAGAAAGACAAAACAGGAGUGUCCGACUGUCCUGGGAAGCUGGAGACGACCACAACAGCAAUAUCAGCGAGUACAUUGUAGAAUUUGAAGGGAACAGAGAGGAUCCUGGAAGGUGGGAGGAGCUAACCAGAGUCCCAGGAGAAGAAACAGAGGUUGUGCUAUCAUUGGCUCCAUAUGUGAGUUAUCAGUUCAGGGUCACAGCUGUGAACGAAGUCGGGAGAAGUCAUCCCAGCCAGCCUUCGGACCAUCAUGAAACUCCACCAGCAGCUCCAGACAAGAAUCCACAGAACAUCAGGGUGCAAGCGUCUCAACCCAAGGAGAUGAUUAUAAAAUGGGAGCCUUUGAAAUCCAUGGAGCAGAAUGGACCAGGACUGGAGUACAGAGUGAGCUGGAAGCCCCAGGGUGCCCCUGAGGAGUGGGAAGAAGAAACAGUUACAAACCACACACUGCGCGUGAUGACACCUACUGUCUAUGCUCCUUAUGAUGUCCAAGUCCAAGCCAUCAAUCAACUCGGCUCUGGGCCUGAGCCUCAGACAGUGACACUCUAUUCAGGGGAAGACUAUCCUAGUACGGCUCCUGUGAUCCAUCGUGUGGAUGUUUUGAACAGUACAUUAGUUAAGGUUACCUGGUCAUCAAUCCCAAAGGAAACAGUACACGGACUUCUGAGAGGGUACCAGAUAAAUUGGUGGAAAACAAAAAGUCUAUUGGAUGGAAGGACUCAUCCAAAAGAAGUGAACAUUCUAAGAUUUUCAGGACAGCGAAACUCUGGAAUGGUUCCUUCCCUCGAUGCCUUUAGUGAAUUUCACUUAACAGUGCUAGCCUAUAAUUCCAAAGGUGCUGGUCCAGAGAGCGAGCCUUAUAUAUUUCAGACACCAGAAGGAGUGCCUGAACAGCCAAGUUUUCUCAAGGUCAUCAAAGUUGAUAAGGACACCGCCACUUUAUCCUGGGGCCUUCCUCCGAAACUGAAUGGAAAUUUAACUGGUUAUCUCUUACAGUACCAGAUAAUAAACGACACCUACGAAAUUGGAGAAUUAAAUGAAAUUAAUGUCACCUCUCCAUCGAAAUCCAGCUGGCAUCUCUCAAACCUCAAUGCAACAACCAAAUAUAAAUUCUACUUGAGGGCAUGCACCUCAAAAGGCUGUGGGAAGCCAAUAAGUGAGGAAAGCGCCACGCUAGGAGAAGGGAGUAAAGGUAUCAGGAAGAUAACAGAAGGAGUAAACCUUACCCAAAAGAGUCACCCCGUAGAGGUACUUGUGCCCGGAGCGGAACAUAUUGUUCACCUAAUGACUAAGAAUUGGGGUGAUAACGAUAGCAUUUUUCAAGAUGUAAUUGAGACAAGAGGGAGAGAGUACGCUGGCUUAUAUGAUGACAUCUCCACUCAAGGCUGGUUUAUUGGACUGAUGUGUGCGAUUGCUCUUCUCACACUGGUAUUGUUAACUGUUUGCUUUGUGAAGAGGAACAGAGGUGGAAAGUAUUCAGUAAAAGAAAAGGAAGACUUACACCCAGAUCCAGAAGUUCAGUCAGCAAAAGAUGAAACUUUUGGUGAAUACAGUGACAGUGAUGAAAAGCCUCUCAAGGGAAGCCUGCGGUCUCUGGGUAGGAACAUGCAGCCCACAGAGAGCGCUGACAGUCUAGUGGAGUACGGAGAGGGGGACCACUCCAUAUUCAACGAGGAUGGAUCAUUUAUUGGCGCCUACACUGGAGCUAAGGAGAAAGGAUCUGUUGAAAGCAAUGGGAGUUCAACAGCCACGUUCCCGCUCCGAGCGUAAGCACAGCAUAGUUAUGCACCAAGGCUGGCUAGCCCAGACCUCCCCAUUCUUUUCAAGAGAGCAAAGCCUUUUACACAGGAGUGGAAACACAUGUCCACAGGCUGACACUCUGCAAUUUUACUGAGAAAAGUAGCACUGCCUUCCAAAAAAAAAAAAAAAAAUCAGAAAAAUCAGAUGCCAAGCACUUCAGGUCUGUGUUUCAUUUUUGGUGUUGUUUUCAGGUGCUCAAAAUGCAGAACACAAAACAAAUCCUGUAUGUAGAUCCACUUUGAAUUAAUCCAAAGUUCCUGUUUCACAUAUUCCACACCUGCCUGUUGAGCGGUUUGUGCAUUGAUGUUGCUAACUGUGUGGGUUUCUCUCUGGAUGCACAAUUGUACUUAGUCUUUAAGAACUGUUUUAGUGACUUCCAUUCACUACAGGUUAAAAGAUUGAAAAGAUUGUAAGCAAGCAAGCUGGUUAUUUAACAUGUAAAAAGGAAUAUGAAUGUCUCAUUAAACACUUCAUGGAAUCUAUACAGUCUAAAGUUAUUAUUUAAAUUUUUAGAAGCAAAAGUCUAAGAUGAUCGUACAACUCGUAUUUAUUGAGCUCCUAACUAUUUGUCCAGAAACUGCCAUUUUCAUAUAAUUAGUGUUUUCAUUGCCUGGAUGACUGUCUUUCUUUUCUAUCAGUUAUGGCAAUUCUGCAUCUUUAUUUCUCUCUCUGUUUGUUUCUUGCUUUCUAUUUUUUUUUAAACUUGUUCUAACUGGAGCUUCAAAGGGAGUGCUGGUCAGAGGUUAUUUUAAGAGCCGAAAGCUUUGCUGUUUCUACUUUAUAUCUUCAUUUGUAUGUUCAGCCUUUAUGUUUAUAUACUGGUUACCUUGAGUAUAUUUCAUGAAUGCAUUGUACAAAUUUUGUUAAUAUUUACACUGUUUAAAGCAUAGUGUUUUAUUUUGAAGUGAGAAAGAGAACAUUAAUAUGCAUGUUUGUACAGCUAGAGCAUAUAUAGUUAGAUACCAUCUUUAUUCUUCUGGGGCUAGACACAGUUGCACAGGAUUCCAGAUUCAAGACUACAUGAAGAAUUGGACUCUCUUCUUAUAUUUGUCUCAAUCACGUGGUCUCAAAAUAACAUAUUGCAUAACCAUGGAGGGAAAUGCACUAAGUAUUUUUCAAAGUAAGUUUUGGAGGAGUGGAUUUCUACCCCAGCACCCCCAAAAGAAAAUUAUGUACUGUAGAAAAUCUUAUAUACGUGUUAGAUUAUAUCAUAUUGUAAAUGUACUUGUAAUGGUAUGAUCAUUGUUUUAAAUGUUUUCCUUCUGUUAAAGUUAUUGGUACAGAUUCAGGAAAUUUUGUUUCUGGCAUGUGGGUUACCAGUCCAUCUAAAGUAGCACAGAAGGUUUAGAAUGUUUCAGAAAUGCCUUAGAGGACUCUGCAUACACAUAAGAAAAUAUUAGUGUUUGCUUUUACAUUCAAUGGAAACUUUGUAACCUCUCCAUGAAAUUAUUGACUAUUAAGUGACACUGGUUGACAGACCUAACUUCAGUUUGUGCAAUGACUAGUGUACACUCUUCAUUCUUCAUGUUUUGUUGAUAUGAUGUUGCUUGGGGAUUAAAAUGGUGGGCGUGUAAAAUAGGCAAUGCACUAGUGAACAUACAGCAUACUUUUUUAACCUAAUGAAUCUUCCAGAACGCAUAGGCAGGAAAAGCUUGUUUUGUGUUUUUAAUCAUGAAUCUCAAUAUUCGGCUACUUUCCUAGAAGUACCAAAUAAAAAUGGGGGCAGACAUUGUUGUUCUCUGGCCUGUGUGACUGUAAGGAUACACAAGCCCAGCUGUGCAAACUGAUGAUGGAAGAGCCAUUACCACGUGAAAAUUUUUGUCAGAGGACCUGUAUUACUCCUCUCCCUGGAGCACUGAGCUCCACAGAAAAUAAAGGAUGCGACUGACAGUAAUUGGGCUAUUAUUCUGCCUCCUCUUCUUUGUCAUCAGUCAAAAUGUGGCUUUGAAAGGGCCUCAGAGGUUGAAAAUAAUAUCCAAAAAGUUAGAAUUGAUGCAUUAGGAAUUUAAUAAUCUUUAUGUCCGAAGGUGACACAAAUACUUACAUGUUUUUAUUAAUUUAAAAUGGACUUCAUCAUUCUUUCAUUAGUUGUUGGAAAGUAAGAUUGGUUUAUAACACCUUUUUCUAGCCUCUGUGAACUUUUAUAUAGUAUCUGGUUUCAUUCUGUUGUAAAUCUUCAGCAAAGCAGAAAAUGUCCAUGGACUCCGUUGCUUUUAUUAUACAAUUAUUACGAUCCAAUAUGUUCAAAUGAAAACAUAUCCAAUAGGUUGAAGUGGAUUUUAUUCUUAUUCUGCCUCAGACAAUGAUUGGCAGACUCUGUGAUGUGCAAUACCAAUUACAAAUGGGCAAUAAUUGUUUGAAAAAAAAAUGCCCACUGAGUCAUAAGGCAGCUGCUAACACAUACGACUUUGUUCUUAGUUGGUUUUGCAGUCACAUUCUGUAGUCUACUGACGAUAUGAUUUUAAUGUAAGUGAUUGUAUAUAAUCUCAAGGAUUGUCAAUGGGGAUAGCUUCAGAGAGAGAUGGUCGAGGGUCAGGAAAAAUCCGUGUUCUCUUCCAGGAUCCAGCGCUGACUUUCAAGAGAAACCUUAGACACGUUGCCGAACUGCUUCAUGUCAAACUGUGCUACAAAGUGCUAAUGAUCGCUGCCACAGGGUGUUCUUUUGUACGAAGAAAAAUUUACAAGUGACGAAAUCUAAGAUGCCUUUUAACUCCAUCACCCAACCUGAAAUCUAAUUACGUAUGGAAAAGUCACCCCCACAUACGCCAACUCAACUUCUUUCCCCUCCAAGCACAUAAAUAUAUUUUUAUACAAAACAGAUCUACAGAAAAUAAGCUAAAUCUGCUGUUAACCGAGGAGUACAAUUUGCACAUGCCAUUGGAAAUUAUUAAUCAGGAGAAAAAUGAAGCAGGGUCUUUGCUAUACAAAAAGCGUUUUCCACUAAUUCUGCAUGCGUGUUUAUAAGAUGUGAAAUCCGUGCAUUUAUUCUCUUGGUAUAAAGGCAUCUGAUAUUUUAGAUGUACCCAUGUUUAUAAAAAAAAUGUAGAGCACAAUGGACUUAUGCUAUUUUAUACUCAUGGAAGAGAUAAAAGACAAUAAGGAGAGAUGUUUGGCUGCUUUUCUAAGUAUUUAAAACAUAUUUGCCAAUUGAAACCCUAAAUAUGUUUACAUGCCAUGAUGGCGUAAUUCUUGUAACAACUUUAAAUUGGUUAUAAUAGGACUGGUUUGUGAUCUGUGGUAGAUGUAUCCUAGUGUUCCUAUAGUGAGAUAAAUAGGGUUGAGCCAAAGCUUACUGUGUUUUGUAUAUUAAACUGACUGCAUCGUCAAAGAGGGGAAAAAAAGGUAUGGAAAGCAGGUUCACCUGAUUAGCUUUUCUGUUUUCACUUAGAUUAAUGUUCAUAGUAGAUCUUUAUUCAAGUGUGUUUGUGUUGUAGAUGGUGUUUGUAUUAUGCCUAUGGAUAUGUACGGUUCAAAACUAUUUUCAUUACACAUGGAAUUCAGCUUUCAAAUAAAAGUUUGACUUCAUGUACUCUAAA